Penicillium malachiteum is the source of this 594-nucleotide messenger RNA. Its product is annotated as WD40 repeat-like protein. NCBI's taxonomy places the organism in Eukaryota, Fungi, Ascomycota, Eurotiomycetes, Eurotiales, Aspergillaceae. Gene Ontology annotation, molecular function: structural molecule activity. Gene Ontology annotation, biological process: endoplasmic reticulum organization; COPII-coated vesicle cargo loading; intracellular protein transport. Bases 1 to 594 code for a protein of 197 amino acids. Gene Ontology annotation, cellular component: endoplasmic reticulum exit site; COPII vesicle coat. The transcript has 3 exons. The record is from RefSeq and is a predicted model, not a curated record.
AUGGCCCCUCCUCCCCAGGCUGGUGCCUCUCCGUACGCCCCUAUAGCAGCUGCUCAACCCCCGCCACCAAACCCUUACGCGUCUGCUCCUCCUCCCCCGGCUGCUGCUGUUCCACCACCACCUCGGGCCCAGGUUCCGCCGCCACCUCAAGGUGCUCGCCCAGGUCUUGCUCAAUCCCAGGCGGCUGCCCCUCCUCCACCAGCGGCAUCCAAGUAUCCUGCCGGCGACCGUUCACAUAUCCCCCCGAACGCUAUGCCCAUCUACGAGAUCCUUAACCCUAAAAUCCAAUUCCUUGAGCCUCGUGCGCCAGAGAAGUUCAAGAAGCAGACUCAGCGAUCUGCGAGCUCUUUGAAUGAAAUCUUCGAUCGCCUCAACAACGAGACUUUCAAGCCAGAGACCGUGUCAAAGCUGGUCGGCUUAGCUCAAGCCGUUGAAGCUCGCAGAUACGAUGUUGCUACCAAGAUCCACAGCGAUCUUCUGGUCAACAACAACGAUGAAUAUAGCAGCUUGCAGAUCGGAGUCAAGUAUCUGAUCCAGAUGUGUUCAGCCACCUGGAGAGCCGAAGAAACUCCUUCUCAGUCACAAAUUCUGUAA